UAUUUUCCCUACUUAUUCUAGACCGGCUGUAAAAAUUUGCGACGGCAUUAAUUUAUUUUUAUGUUGUACCUAUCUAGUUCUAGUAUGCCAUAGUAUAGAUCUAACAUAUUGAUCUUUGAUUAGCUCGUAUACUUAAAUAUUGGUGAUUCGUGCCUAUUACUUGUUUAUCUGCGCGUCAUCGGGUCGUGUCCAUGUAUAAGUACCUGACGUGCUGCCAUCGCUUGUAGUUCGUCGAACGACCUUGUGUAGUGUAAACGUAAGCGGUAGCUUAAUAAACUGUACUAUAAGUAUCUAAGGAUUACGGAUAUUAUAGACAUACAUUUUCGUUGUUUUUAACUCAGGCCAGUGAAAAACUAGAAAAUGCCUUUAUUCAGUGGACGAUGUUUAAGUACCGCUAAGUUAGUAGGGAAAACCGCGCUUGUUACCGGGUGUAAUACCGGUAUAGGAAAGGAAACAGUAAAGGACUUCUACAAAAGAGGUGCCAAAGUGAUUAUGGCAUGUCGUAGCAUAGAAAGAGCCGAAGAAGCUAAAGCCGACAUAGAAAAAUCUUGUCAGGGCUUCACUGGUACCGGGAAGAUAGUGGUAGCUAAAUGCGACCUCGCAUCGUUAACAUCGGUACGCGAAUUCGCACAAACCGUACUAGACACGGAAGCUCAGAUAAACAUUUUGGUGAACAACGCUGGAAUCAUGAUGUGUCCUAAAGGUGAAACAGAAGAUGGUUUUGAACUUCAAUUUGGCACCAACCAUUUGGGACAUUUCUUGCUGACGGUGCUGCUGUUGCCGCGAAUCAGAAACAGCAAACCAGCGAGAAUCGUCACUGUGUCUUCAACGGCGCAUAAAAGAGGCGCAAUUAAUUUUGAUGAUUUGAAUUACAAGAAACGGCAGUACAAUAGUAUGGAGGCGUACUCGCAAAGCAAACUAGCUAAUGUUAUGUUUACAAGGGAGCUGGCUAAUAAAUUAAAGGAAUAUAAUAUCGAAGACAUAAACGCUUACUGCCUACACCCUGGAGUGAUUAGGACUGAACUUGGUCGGCACUUAAACGAAACGAUGUUUAAAGGCGCGAGACCGCUCAUAGGAUUUGUAUUCGGACCGUUUAUGAAAUCACCUGAACUCGGCGCUCAAACCUCGAUCUAUUGCGCUGUUGACGAAAAAUGUGCCAACGAAACUGGAUUAUAUUACAGUGACUGCGAAGUAGUGACCCCCAGUUCGAAGGCAUUAAACAACGCCAUGUGCAAAAAGCUAUGGGACGCCUCGAUGGAGCUCGUGGGACUUCAAGACUACAACCCGUUUACCGCAGCUGAUCCUGGCGUCAAAGCACAAAAUUAGCGUUCUUACGCUUUAUAUAAAUCUUACUGUUUUAUGAAAUUAUAAUUUGUUAAUGAUGAUUCUUAAUAAUAUUUAAUAAUUUCUAUUAGUCAAUAAGAAAAUAAUAUUAUGAAAUCCUUAUUUAAUUAUAUUAUUGUUGUUAUUUUGUUUUCGCGGGAAAGUACUUUUACCAUCGCAUUAUUAUGCGGUCUACUCUCAGAACGAGUCGCGCGACUUAACAGUAAGGUUACCCAGCGUAGAGUCUCCUCGUUCUACGAAUUGUUAAUAUCUGUACAUAAAAUUGUAUACAUUGAAUUCAUAAUUAAAUUGUUCAUGAACCAAUUAAUGGCGAUUAUAAAUUAAUUUUGGUCAAAUCACUCAUACAGUUGGUGCUGAAAAAAUUUAAAGUUGACAUUCCUUUGUAAAUUGCCUACAUAUAAUAGAUUACGCAAAACUGCUCAAUAGAUACCCAUAUGAGCCAAAGAUUUUGUAAGUCCGAACUGAAUAUUGAACAUAAGGGGUACUUAGGUCAUUUAAUUGUCGUAGUUUUUAUUUUACAUGUUAACUAAUACAUAUUAGGAUCUUAAGUCAAUGGUUUUGAUAGAUACUUACUUAUACUCAAAUUGUGCAGGUUAGAUGUUACUAUAGGCCGUAUUAAUAAACCAAUCUCAUCUUUGAGAAGGAUCUUAAGUAGACAUGUAAGGUAUGUACUAAAUAAAGCAUUCCUUAAAUCCUUCGCAUAUUGCGACUUAAGAUAUCAUUUGAGCUGCUGUUGAUAUCUGUUUAUCAAAUAACAACUAUCUUAAGAAGCGAAUCUUAACAGCCUCUAAGCUGAUACGGCACUUCAGAGCGGAACUGAAUUGCAUCUAUAAAUUCUGCUCAUAAUCCUUUAUGGUAGUUACUCCGCAUUAAUACCGCACUGCACUAUUUCAAAAAGAAAACAGACAUGCCCUUUCAAAUACGGUACAGACUCAAUUAAUUAACCGAAGUAAUUGUUAUUGUAUAGCAUUCUGAUAACCUUAAAUCCGGUUAAUUCAAUAUAUAUAGUGUAAAGCUAUUUUCGUACAUACUUAAUGAAUAUUAUUAACUAGCUUUUGCUAGCGGUUCCGCUUGCGUUUAAAUGCCUAUUUCCGAGUAAACAGCCUAUAGGACUCUAAGGUAACGUAAGGCAGGACAGCUUCCUAUUUGUGAAAGAAUUUUCAAAAUCGGCAAUGCGUUUUAAAUCUCAGGCUAAGUGUCAUCCCCUACUUAACCGCUUAGGCUAAGGCUUAGAGGAUGAAUUUCCAAAAACCUCUCUUAGUAUUCACUUGAGGCAUUUAAGGAAUUUUUAUGCAAAAUUUCAUGCUCCUAUGCCUAGUGCUUUUGGCGCGUCCAUCAACCAGCCAGUUACUUUCUCUUCUUUUAUAUAAGUAAUAAUUAUAGAAUAUUCUAGAAAGACAAAAUUCCGCCGUUGCCAUAUUUUUUAUAGAUCCUAUCAAGAAUCGCAUCAGCGAUUCAAUCAAGUGAUUUUGGUAGACACACUGCUUACUUUUGUUAUUGAUUAACUAAUAAAAAAAAUAAUGUGCAAUAAUGGGUUACAAUAUAUAAAUAUUUAUUUCCCAAAUGUGCUAAGUAUGUAGGUACCUACCUAAAAAUUAUACAUCGAAUAUGAUACAAUAGGUGCUUAUGCUGUAAUGUCCCAAUAUCGGGAUUUAUCUACAUUGUAUACUUUGCUUUUAAGUGCACAAAUGUAGUCACAAAGCUGUAUAACGUAUUUAAAGCUAUAUCGUCUUCUAAUAUGAAGCCGGAAUAUUAGCUUGGUGUAAUUACUUUAAAUGAAUAUAUGCAUAAAUAUAUUUUUAUACUUAA
Manduca sexta (tobacco hornworm) is the source of this 3153-nucleotide messenger RNA. RefSeq names its product retinol dehydrogenase 13. The coding region runs from base 361 to 1326 and encodes 321 amino acids. The record is from RefSeq and is a predicted model, not a curated record. The transcript is spliced from 6 exons. Lineage: Eukaryota; Metazoa; Arthropoda; Insecta; Lepidoptera; Sphingidae.